Molecule: messenger RNA, 482 nt
Organism: Pollicipes pollicipes
Lineage: Eukaryota; Metazoa; Arthropoda; Thecostraca; Pollicipedomorpha; Pollicipedidae
Exons: 2
Coding region: 84-482 (132 amino acids)
Source: RefSeq, a predicted model, not a curated record
GACUGGAAGUGGUGGACACGACCAAGCUGGCUGGGCUACCCAGCUUCUCGCAGAGUGAGUUCCAGCAGCUGCUGUCCAACCUGAUGGACUUCAAGGUGGACCUGAAGCUGGAGAUGCAGAAGCUGCACCAGCGCAUCGGCCGGCUGGAGGGCUCGCUUGCGGACGUGUCGCGUCGCAUACCUCCCACCCAGCGGCAGGCGGCCGACCUCAGCCCGCCGCUACUGCCAUCUGGCGGUGCGGCAGUGAGCCGCGAGGCGGUCGCUUCCGACAGUGGCGCCGCCGAGCGGACCGACCGUGGCGCCUCUCAGCGGGUGUUUGUACAAAAGUCGCGGUCGCGCGAUGCGGCAGCGCCCCCGAAGCGGGCGGCAGCCAAGCCCCGCAGCCGGUCGGCCGUGGCGCGAGCGAGCGAGCUCAGUCCGACCGACUCGAUGGUGCAGCGCAUGCUGGAGGAGGAGAUUGGCCUGUUCCCCUUCAAGACUUGA